CCGCCCCGGGGCCCCUCCGCCUGCUGCCCAGCGCUUGCUCCGCUGCAGUUCUGUGCUGGGCGUCCAGCGAGCCGCAGGUCCGGUCCGAGCUCAGUCCCGCAGAUGGAGGCGGCCGUGCUGCUCCCCGCGGUGCUGGGCCUCCUGCUGCUGCCCCUCCUGGCUGUGCUGCUGACGGCCCUCUGUGUGCGCUGCCGCGAGCUGCCAGACACCUACGCCUACGACAGUGCUGUGCCGGACAGCCUGCCAAGGAGCAUCAUGAUCAAAAGGCCUCCCACACUAGCCCCCUGGCCACAGGCUACCGUGACCUCCUGUCCACCCUUGAGCCAGCCUGACCUGCUCCCCAUCCCGAGAUCCCCACAGCCCCCAGGGGGCUCCCACCGAAUGCCGUCCGCUCGGCAGGACUCCGAUGGCACCAACAGUGUGGCCAGCUAUGAGAAUGAGGGUGCGUCUGGGCCCCCGGGGCCGUGGGCAGGGAGGCUGGGCCCGGCCCGGGCUGCGCUGACCCCGUGUCCUUCCUCAGAGCCGGCCUGUGAGGAUGAGGACGACGAGGAGGACUAUCACAACGAGGGCUACUUAGUGGUGCUUCCUGACACUGUCCCGGCCACGGCCACGGCCACGUGCACCGCCGUCCCGGCAGCUGCUGCGCCCAGCAACCCCGGCCCCCGCGACAGCGCCUUCUCCAUGGAGUCGGGGGAGGACUAUGUGAACGUUCCCGAGAGUGAGGAGAGUGCAGACGCAUCUCUGGAUGGGAGCCGGGAGUAUGUGAACGUGUCCCAGGACCUGCAGCCCACUGUGAGGACUGAGUCCGCCACCUUAGUUUCCCAGGAGGCAGAGGAAGAGGAGGAAGAGGGUGCCCCAGAUUAUGAAAAUCUGCAGGAGCUUCAAUGAAGAUCUCAUGAGGUGUGCUGUCUAGAGCCUGCCUUCCUGGGAGGGCUGAGCUGGGCAACUGGAAGUGGCUCUGGGGGGCCCACUUGACACCCCACCUGGCUCCAGCCCGACAACAGCCUGAGAAUUUCCCCCCUAACUUAUUGGCACUUUGGGGUCCAGUCUGGGUGCCCCCAAUGCUGCACCUUCUGACACAGCCUGAGAAUGAAGGGCCUUGGCCCCCGGCCCUGCUCUGUACAGAAUAAAGGCUGGUGUGGUCUGUAGCUCUUGGCUUUGGGAACCCUGUGGCGGGGUCAGGGUGAGGGGGGCAGAGGGUCUGCGUGGGUGCGUGCGUGCGUGUGUGCCCCCAUCCGCCACAGGGCCUCCAGCUCCUCCGGGUCCUGGCCAGGUGCUGGGACAGGUCGCCUUCUGAGCGAGGCCUGUGUGACCCAGCCUGGCACGUGGGGCCCGGAUGCACGUCCAUGGGACCGCCCACAGACGGAGGUGCGCU
Molecule: messenger RNA, 1375 nt
Organism: Myotis davidii
Lineage: Eukaryota; Metazoa; Chordata; Mammalia; Chiroptera; Vespertilionidae
Gene: LAT
Product: linker for activation of T-cells
Exons: 11
Coding region: 103-888 (261 amino acids)
Biological process (GO): signal transduction
Cellular component (GO): membrane
Source: RefSeq, a predicted model, not a curated record